This is a messenger RNA of Iphiclides podalirius (scarce swallowtail), 252 nucleotides long. The record is from the annotation of a GenBank genome assembly. NCBI's taxonomy places the organism in Eukaryota, Metazoa, Arthropoda, Insecta, Lepidoptera, Papilionidae.
AUGCAAAUAGGCUCCGGCGCGAUCGUAAACCGUUCCAUAUCAGAUAACGCAGCUCCUCCGCAGUACAGCAAGUUCAACGAGGUGAGCGCGGGAACGACGCGCGCGCAUGUUGUGAAAGAGAUAGAAAAGCCAGUUGGGCGAGUUUGUGGGGCGCCCCGCUACCGCCCGCGCCGCAGUGCCGCCGCCGUCUCCGACAGCGUUGCUUGUGUAUCAGCGUUGUUGACCGCACGACUUUCAAUACGGCGUCCACUG